This is a messenger RNA of Peronospora farinosa, 2217 nucleotides long. Lineage: Eukaryota; Oomycota; Peronosporomycetes; Peronosporales; Peronosporaceae. The record is from the annotation of a GenBank genome assembly.
AUGUCGAGUAAUCAACGUCAAGUAUUACUAGCGGGAGAGUAUGCACAACGUCGUCUGUUAUCUCGUAAAUCGCCUCUUGCGGUCUUUAAAUCGCAACUCGAAGCUCAACAGUUACCAAUACUGCCGUCGAAAGAGCAACAGCAACAUCAGCAUAAACAAGACGAACUUGAAGAGCAGGAGCAAAAGCAAUCAGAGAGACAGUUGGAAUGGCCAGAACAAGACGGAGCUGAUGCGAAACUGGUUGUCAAUGUUGACCCCAUGAGUAUACAAAUCGGUCGUGAAAUUGGGAAAGGGGCUUUUUCAAUUGUUUACGCUGGAUAUUACCGUGGUCAACAUGUUGCAGUGAAGUGUCAACCAAAAGAUGGACAUGGUAAUAUUCCCGCAUUGGUCUUGCGUGAAGUACAAGUGUUACGUUUACUUCAGCAUCCGAGAUUAUUGCAAUAUAUUGGAACUGCUGAUAAUGUUCAUGCUCGACAAGUUUGGAUAUUAAGUGAAUAUUUGACUAAUGGGGAUGUGGAUCUACUGCUUAAGGCUAUUCGUACUGAGAAGAAACGUCAUCUUGGCUGGUAUUGUAUGGUACAAAUUGCAUUAGAUGCAGCUUUGGGCAUUGAGUUUUUGCAAGCAAGACACAUUGUUCAUCGUGAUAUCAAGUCAUCCAAUAUCCUACUGGAUGAUCAACAUCGUGCCAAGCUCUGUGAUUUUGGCUUUGCAGUCAUGAUCCAACCUGCUGGUGCAGCUGAAUCGGAAGCAAGUAAACAGCAUCGCAAAUCGUACUGCGGGACGGACGCUUACAUGGCACCAGAGAUGUUUUUGGACGAGGAUUAUGAUCAGAGUGUUGAUAUUUUCAGCUUUGGAAUCGUGCUGAUGGAGAUAUUGUGCUGUCGUGUGGCCAAUUCCGACGGGUUCUUGAUGCGUCUGCCUCAAUUCAAGUUUCAAGUGUCUUCGACAGAGUUUCGUGCUGCUCUCCCAGCCUCGUGUCCUCCUGCACUUGCUACUCUCGCCGAGCAAUGCGUGUCAUUUGAGCCAAGUGAGCGCCCCAAUAUCAAGACUAUUGUGAGAACACUUGAAAAUGCGCUGAAGCACAUUAGCAACUCGCAGCACGACGUUGUAGAGCUUGUUCCUUUCACGUCUGAGAAGCGUGAUUUGAAAACUGGUGCAAACGAUGAUGAUGCUAAGUACGGUGAAGACAAUGAGGAUGGUAGUGAAGAUGACGAUGAUGAAGAGGAGGAUGACGACGAGGACAUAGAGGAGGAGGAGGAGGAGGAGAGAACUUACAAUCUGCAGACAAAUGGUCGUCACAAUACGAUGGGUAUGGAGUCGGAUGAAGAAGAGCGCAGUGUGCGCUCGCAAGUUGUUGACGACCCAUUUUUGGACGAGAGAAGUGUUUGUAGUGACGUGAUAGCACAGCCUGCAUCUCCAGCUCCUUACUAUGAAGGAGUGAUUCUGAAGCGCGGCCGCCGCGGCAAGCGCACGUGGGUCGAGAAAUGGUUCAUCGUAGACCAUGACCAGCUCCACUACACGGACGUCCCGCCACGUUGGCAACAGCAUCAGCAACAGAAUCCGGAUUGGCGUUGCACGCUGCUACCCAUUUCAUCGCUAUCACUUCGCGAGUGUCGCAUCUGGAAAACAAGGGAGAUGCCUGAACUGCAAUUCAACCUAAUCGAUAACAACUAUAAGAUCAAACGUGAACUCCAGGCUGUGUCAAAGCGCGACCUCGAGUUGUGGAUAGAGCUCAUUAAUCGGGCCAUCGACUACGCUAAUGACGUCUAUGCGCAUGAGCACGAUACGAGAAGUAACAGCACGACAGGAACAAGCGUGAGUAGCAGUAACGCGAGUCGCCCGAGUUGCAACAAAGUCAAUGAACUGCAGCCACGCAGCCAAGAGCUGUCGAAGCCGCUAGAUCAGAGACUAAAGGCAAAGUCAGUUGUUGCGGAUCCGCGGAUGACAAGGCGUCGGAGUAGUGUUACGAAAUAUGACGAACCACCCGAGUUACCUGAGACGGCAGAGGAUCGCGUAGAUGAAGUGUACAUUUGGCUCAAGCAUAUCGGCUUUCAGCGGUACACGCCUAUGCUGAAAGCAAAGGGCUUCACUUCACUCGACUUUAUUCGCGAGACCGGCAUUGAGAUGGAAGAUUUAAACUUCGUGGGUAUCAAGGAGCCCGUAGCUCGCAAAUCGAUUCGUGCAGCAGCUAGGACACUUCGGGGUGAUGAUGAUUGA